AUGCAGUGGCGAAUCUCGGGAGAGAGGGCGGCUCCUUCCUCCGUCUGGGCGGAGCCGGCCGCGGAUUUCAUCAUGCUGGGGGCCGGGCCUCGUCCUCUUCCAGCGGCGGCGCUGCUGCUUCUCCAUGCCGUGGGCCCUUAGCCGCUGCCGCCGCCUCCUCCUCCUCGCCCUCCGCAAGCGCCGGCCCUUCGCUCCCUUCGCCUCCUCCGCGCUGCUUCACUCCGCCGGCAGGCCCCGCGUGGCUGCUUCCCACCCCAGCAUGGACGGCCUUCCCGCCGCCGAGGCGCUCCUGGCCCCGCUCCGCCAGGCCGUGCGGCAGCAGGGAGAACUUGUUCGAAAAUUGAAGGAAGAAAAGGCUCCUCAGGUGGAUGUAGACAGAGCAGUGGCUGAACUCAAGGCUCGGAAGAGAAUCCUAGAAGCAAAGGAACUUGCUUUGCAGCCUAAGGAUGAUAUAGUAGACAGAGCAAAAAUGGAAGAUACCCUGAAGCGAAGAUUUUUCUAUGAUCAGGCCUUUUCUAUUUAUGGAGGUGUGAGUGGCCUGUAUGAUUUUGGUCCAGUUGGGUGUGCUUUGAAGAAUAACAUAAUUCAAGCCUGGAGGCAGCACUUUAUCCAGGAAGAGCAGAUUCUUGAGAUUGACUGCACCAUGCUCACACCAGAAUCUGUUCUGAAGACCUCUGGCCAUGUAGACAAAUUUGCAGAUUUCAUGGUGAAGGAUGUGAAAAAUGGGGAGUGCUUUCGAGCUGAUCAUCUCCUUAAAGCUCACUUACAGAAGCUGAUGUCUGACAAGAAGUGUACAGCAGAGAAAAAGACUGAGAUGGAGAAUGUGCUAACACAGCUGGACAACUAUGGCCAGGAAGAGCUCGCAGACCUGUUCAUGAAUUACAACGUGAAGUCUCCUACUACAGGAAAUGAUCUCUCUCCUCCUGUAUCAUUCAACCUUAUGUUCAAGACCUCAAUUGGACCAGGAGGAAACAUGCCAGGUUAUCUGAGGCCAGAAACGGCACAGGGGAUCUUCCUGAACUUCAAACGCCUUUUGGAAUUCAACCAAGGCAAGCUGCCUUUUGCUGCGGCUCAGAUUGGAAAUUCCUUCAGGAACGAGAUCUCUCCUCGCUCAGGCCUCAUCAGAGUCAGAGAAUUUACCAUGGCAGAAAUUGAGCAUUUUGUGGAUCCCAAUGAGAAAGAUCACCCUAGGUUCCAGAAUGUAGCAGAUCUCCACAUCCUCCUGUAUUCCUCCAAGGCCCAGACCAGUGGGCAGUCUGCUCGGGUCAUGCGCCUGGGGGAUGCUGUUGAGCAGGGCGUAAUCAAUAACUCGGUGCUGGGUUACUUCAUUGGCCGCAUCUACCUCUACCUUGUAAAAGUCGGCAUCUCCCCAAACAUGCUGCGCUUCCGGCAGCAUAUGGAGAACGAGAUGGCUCAUUAUGCUUGUGACUGCUGGGAUGCAGAGUCCAAAACAUCCUAUGGGUGGAUUGAAAUUGUUGGCUGUGCUGACCGUUCCUGCUAUGACCUCUCCUGCCAUGCCAGAGCCACCAAAGUUCCUCUCGUAGCUGAGAAGCCUCUGAAGGAACCCAUAUCAGCAAAUGUUGUUCAGUUUGAGGCAAAUAAGGGAACAAUUGGCAAGGCUUAUAAGAAGGAUGCCAAGCUGGUGUUGGAAUACCUUUCCAUCUGCGAUGAAUGUUACAUCUGUGAGAUGGAGAAACUAUUGAAUGAAAAAGGGGAAUUUACUAUUGAAACUGAAGGGAAAACUUUUCAAUUAACAAAGGACAUGGUCAGUGUGAAGAGAUUCCAGAAGACAUUACAUGUGGAAGAAAUAGUUCCCAAUGUAAUCGAGCCUUCGUUUGGUAUCGGAAGAAUCAUGUAUACAGUAUUUGAGCAUACAUUCCGUAUCCGGGAAGGAGAUGAGCAGCGAACGUACUUCAGCUUCCCUGCUGUCGUGUCGCCAUACAAAUGCUCUGUCCUUCCCUUGAGCCAAAACCAGGAAUUCAUACCAUUUGUGAAGGAAUUAGCGGAAGCUCUUACCCGAAACGGAGUCUCCCACAAAGUGGAUGACUCUUCCGGGUCCAUCGGCAGGCGCUAUGCCAGAACGGAUGAGAUCGGGGUGGCUUUCGGGAUCACAAUUGACUUCGACACAGUCAACAGGACGCCGCACACAGCCACCUUAAGGGAUCGCGACUCCAUGCGCCAGAUCCGGGCCGAGAUCUCUGAGCUUCCUGUCAUAGUCCGGGACCUUGCCAAUGGUCACAUAACCUGGUCUGACGUGGAGGCCAAGUAUCCACUCUUUGAGGGACAAGAAACUGGCAAAAAGGAGACAAUAGGGGAAUAAAGCCAAUUACGUGAAAUUCAAAACUUAUGAAUGAAGAAGUCCACUUUUUACCGUUCAUGUAAUACGAAAUUUAUCAUGUGUAUUCUUCAAAGCGGCGUCAUUUGCGCUCCCAGGGACUUUCCGGUUACUCCCCUUCCCCCUCAUCCAUUGCUGCCUAAUUUUAAGUCUCAUCUCCAGAAACCACAAUUAAAAUGAAUGAAAAUAAACAGCCA
Messenger RNA from Anolis sagrei ordinatus, 2532 nucleotides. It is a transcript of the gene GARS1, whose product is annotated as glycyl-tRNA synthetase 1. The record is from RefSeq and is a predicted model, not a curated record. Gene Ontology annotation, molecular function: ATP binding; glycine-tRNA ligase activity. Lineage: Eukaryota; Metazoa; Chordata; Lepidosauria; Squamata; Anolidae. Gene Ontology annotation, biological process: mitochondrial glycyl-tRNA aminoacylation. Gene Ontology annotation, cellular component: mitochondrion; cytoplasm.